AUGGAAACUGCCUUCUGUGGGAGAAUCGGUCUCUCACCCAAUCCCGUCUUCAAUCCCAAGCCAGGGGAUAAACACUCUCUAUGUCGAGGGAGAUGUAACGUCCGUGGGAUUCUCAUGGCAGUAUCAGCAGCAGCGCCAGGUAAAGGGGGAGGUGUACUGGACAGACCAGUGAUUGAGAAAACCACUCCUGGCCGUGACUCUGAGUUUGACUUGAGGAAAUCGAGGAAAAUGUCACCCCCUUAUCGUGUGAUGCUGCACAAUGACAAUUUCAACAAACGGGAAUACGUAGUCCAAGUGCUGAUGAAGGUUAUACCCGGGAUGACGGUGGAUAAUGCAGUCAACAUAAUGCAAGAGGCACAUAUCAAUGGGUUAGCAGUGGUGAUUAUAUGUGCCCAAGCUGACGCGGAGGAUCAUUGCACACAGCUGAGAGGGAACGGUCUGUUGAGUUCAAUUGAACCUGCGAGCGGUGGAUGUUGA
Molecule: messenger RNA, 477 nt
Organism: Linum trigynum
Lineage: Eukaryota; Viridiplantae; Streptophyta; Magnoliopsida; Malpighiales; Linaceae
Source: the annotation of a GenBank genome assembly